AAAUCUCUUUUGACUCUAAAUAAGUUUCACACAAUACAUUUGAUUCUUGAAUGGACUACUAAAAAAAAAGUUUCUUUGGCUAUAAAAAUGGCUGCCUUGACACGUGUAUCUCCUUACCAAAGCCAUAAAUUAAGUUUGGUAAAUCAGAGACUUCCAGAAUUGUCUUCUUCACUUGUAAAAAAUACCUCAUCAUUUGUUUCAUUUCCAAAGAAAAACAAGAAAUUUUGCAGAUUUUCUGUGUUGGCAAUGGCUGAUUUGAACACAAGCACUGUUCUUGUUACUGGUGCUGGUGGAAGAACUGGAUCAAUUGUCUAUAAGAAGUUGAAGGAGAGGUCCGAGACUUAUACAGCCAGAGGUUUGGUUAGAACAGAGGAAAGCAAACAAAAAGUUGGUGGUGCAGAUGAUGUUUAUAUUGGUGAUAUCAGGAAUAUCGAGAGUCUUGUUCCUGCUAUACAAGGUAUUGAUGCUCUUGUUAUUCUUACAAGUGCUGUUCCAAAAAUGAAACCCGGGUAUGAUCCAACAAAAGGCGGAAGACCUGAAUUCUAUUUUGAGGAUGGGGCAAAUCCUGAACAGGUAGAUUGGAUCGGCCAAAAGAACCAAAUAGAUGCUGCUAAAGCUGCUGGUGUGAAGCGGAUCGUGCUAGUUGGGUCAAUGGGAGGGACAAAUCCUAACCACCCCUUGAACAGUUUGGGGAACGGGAAUAUAUUGAUUUGGAAAAGAAAGGCUGAACAAUACUUGGCUGACUCUGGAAUUCCAUAUACAAUUAUAAGGGCUGGAGGGCUACAAGAUAAAGAAGGUGGUAUAAGGGAACUACUUGUUGGAAAGGACGAUGAACUUCUCGAGACAGAAACUAAAACUGUUGCUAGGACUGAUGUUGCAGAAGUCUGCAUUCAGGCACUACAGUAUGAGGAAGCAAAAUUCAAGGCAUUUGAUCUGGCUUCAAAACCUGAGGGAACUGGCACUCCAACUAAGGAUUUUAAGGCUCUAUUUGCACAAAUCUCUACUCGUUUCUGAUAUACGUCUCCCUAGGACUAUGUCCAAAAUUUUCAUCAGUCUAUUCUACCAACAUUUGUUCAAAGGGGAGGCUAUAAACUUAAGGUAGACAGGCAUCUGAGUUUGGUUGUACUAUUGCAGAUCCCUCCCCGUGCCCCUCUGCGUAGCAGCUAACCUCAUCGAUACGAUGGCAUACUCAGAUAUGACUUGCCAAUAGUUCAAUGAUACAGUAGAGGGUUAUGUUAUGUGCCUCUCUUGAUUUAUCUGAUGUUUGGAAGGCAAAUAACUCAAUAAGCACUGUUGAACUUGUGCAAGAGGCAAAGUACUGUCUUAUUAUUACUUGCUUGCAUUUGCAUGCUUCACCAAAUAAUGUUUCAACUUUAUGAUUUUCAUUUUAUGCAUCAUUGAUGGCAAUCAAA
Molecule: messenger RNA, 1412 nt
Organism: Solanum lycopersicum (tomato)
Lineage: Eukaryota; Viridiplantae; Streptophyta; Magnoliopsida; Solanales; Solanaceae
Cellular component (GO): chloroplast
Molecular function (GO): oxidoreductase activity
Source: RefSeq, a predicted model, not a curated record